Messenger RNA from Neurospora tetraspora, 3091 nucleotides. Its product is annotated as vacuolar transporter chaperone 4. Gene Ontology annotation, cellular component: vacuolar transporter chaperone complex; fungal-type vacuole membrane. The coding region runs from base 339 to 2783 and encodes 814 amino acids. NCBI's taxonomy places the organism in Eukaryota, Fungi, Ascomycota, Sordariomycetes, Sordariales, Sordariaceae. The record is from RefSeq and is a predicted model, not a curated record. The transcript is spliced from 2 exons. Gene Ontology annotation, biological process: polyphosphate metabolic process; vacuole fusion, non-autophagic; microautophagy.
AUCUUUUCGCAUCAACUCCAUGCCAAUAACAAACCACGACCACGAACCACUCGACAACCCCAUGUUCGCACUAUUGUCGCUUCUCCCUGUAGUCACAUUCUAGCCGGCCUAUCGAUACUACCGAGACGAAAAAAGCGACCAACCGAUUACCGCACGCUCUCUCCUUCGCACCGGCGUUCGCUACAUCGACCAUUGACUACCCGGCCGAGUCACACGACCUUUCUUCUUUGCGCGACCCAUAUCUACUCCCGUAGGCCCGUCAGCUAGAAUCAGGUACGAAGCUACCCGUAACGCUUUCUGAUCUAUCCAUUGUCCCGCUCUUCGCGUCUUCCACGCCCAUGCUAAUCGUCCAGGAUCUCAAGACAGGAAAACAGACGUGGCACUCGACCAAGUAUCGAUUCUCGAACAAACCCCGUCGGUUGCGCCCAGGGCUUAUCGUCAUGAAGUUCGGCGAACAGCUCCGCUCCAGCAUCAUCCGCGAAUACCAAUGGUACUACAUCGACUAUGACGGCCUCAAGGCCGACCUGAAGCGCCCCAGCGGCACCUCCAAUGGCAACGGCAAGAGGGUCGAGUGGACAGAGGAGGAUGAAAAACGCUUCGUCAGCAAGCUCGAGGCCGAGCUCGACAAGGUCCAUACCAAGCAGCAGGUCAAGGCCAUGGAGAUCUCGAGGAGGAUAGCUGUCACGGAGCGCGAAGUCAGAGAUGUCAUCAACCGUCUAAACGAACGGGGUCUGACUGAAGAUGGCCCGACAGAGGAGGAGUUCAUGCUGCUGGAGGAGGAUCUAAGCGAUAUCAUCGCCGAUGUCCACGACCUUGCCAAGUUCGUCCAGGUGAACUAUACCGGUUUCUACAAGAUCAUCAAGAAGCACGACAAGAUGACGGGAUGGCGGUUGAAGCCCGUAUUCGACGCACGUCUCAAGGCGAAGCCAUUCUACAAGGAGAACUACGAUGCGUCGGUCGUGCAGCUGUCGAAGCUGUACGAUUUGGUCAGGACAAGAGGCAACCCCGUCAUAGGCGACAGUUCUGCUGGCGCAAGUCAAGGCAGCUUUAUCCGACACACCACCAAAUACUGGGUGCACCCCGACAACGUCACCGAACUCAAGUUGAUCAUCCUCAAGCAUCUGCCCGUUCUUGUCUUCAAUCCGAGCAAAGAGUUUGAGGAGGCUGACUCCGCCAUCACAUCCAUCUAUUACGACAACCCCGACACGUUCGAGCUAUACGAGGGCCGAUUGAAGAAAACCGAGGGUGCCGAGGCCAUCCGUCUGCGCUGGUACGGUGGCAUGCAAACCGAGACCAUCUUCGUCGAACGGAAAACACACAGGGAAGAUUGGACCGGCGAAAAGUCCGUCAAGGCCCGUUUCGCCCUGAAAGAAAAGUUCGUCAACGCCUACAUGCGCGGCGAGCUUCUUCCCGCCGCUAUCUUCGAAAAGGCCCGCAAGGAAGGCAAGAAGUCGGAAAAGGCCAUCGCCGAGGAGGAGCGCCUCGCCUCCGAGAUCCAGUACCGCGUCCUUAAGAGGGGCUACAAGCCUGUUGUCCGCUCCUUCUACCACCGCACGGCCUUCCAACUCCCCGCCGACGCGCGUGUGCGCAUCUCCCUCGACACCGAGCUGACCAUGAUCCGCGAAGAUAACCUGGAUGGUGUCCAGCGGUCUGGUGACAACUGGCGGCGCAUGGACAUCGGCAUCGAUUACCCUUUCUCCCAGCUUCCUCCCAGUGACAUCUGUCGCUUCCCGUACGCCGUCCUUGAAGUCAAGUUGCAGACACAGCUCGGCCAGGAACCGCCCGAGUGGGUCCGCCAGCUGAUCUCUAGUCACUUGGUGGAAGCUGUCCCCAAGUUCUCCAAGUUCAUCCACGGCACCGCCAGCCUCUUCCCCGAUCGCAUCCACCUCCUCCCAUACUGGUUCCCUCAGAUGGAUGUCGACAUCCGCAAGCCGCCCACGCACGACUUUGGCAUCAAGCGCCUCGACCACUCCACCAGGACCAGCACCUCCGACGUCGACGAAGACGACGAUUACGAUUCCGACGAUGAGAACGCAACCGGCACCGGCACCCAAGACAGCCAGAACGGCGAAACUAGCGCUCAAGGCUCUGCUAGAAACCGUAGGGCUCGUGGCGGUCUAACCGCUAAUGAUGUUGAGGAUCAAACCGUUGAGCAGGCUUCCAACGAGAAUACUUACCUGUACGACUCCGAUGACGAGUCCGACGACGAGAGGCUUGAGAUUGCUAGGCAGGUCGGUGGCUGGACGUAUUACUCCACCCUUCUGCAAACGCGCGCGAACGCCGCGGCGAGGGUUACCUGGUCAGUUCUAAAGGCGCUGGUCCCUAGGCCCAGAGCGACGGAGGUGCCUAGAAACGCGAACCUGGAGAGUUUGUUGGGUGCGGGCGAGAUUCAUCAGAAGAGGAUCAAGGCGCCCAAGGGAAAGAAGAUUUAUGUGCCGGUGAGGGUGGAGCCGAAGGUGUAUUUCGCUGCGGAGAGGACGUUCUUGGGUUGGCUCGAAUACUCGAUCUACAUCGGCACCAUAGCCGUAACCCUCCUCAACUUUGGCUCCAGCGGCAAGGGCGGUAGCAGAAGCUCCUUCAUCGCUGCCGGUGUUUUCACCUUGUUGGCGUUCCUCUCGCUGUGCUAUGCCGUGGUGAUUUACCUCUACCGCAGCCGCGCCAUCAGGACGAGAAAGGCGGCAAAGUAUUACGAUAAAUGGGGACCGAGUGUUCUCUGCGCGUCGCUGCUUGUGGCGGUGGUGUUGAACUUUGCUUUCGAAGGGAGAGGAAGAGGGGUUUGGUGAGCUGGUGGGUAGUUUGAAGAAAAAAAAGAGGAAGGUUGGUUUGGGUGUUCUGGGGCAGUGGGGGUCGGUUGUGGUGGACUGCAAAAGAACUCAGGAGUUUGGAUUGAUGCAUUGGGAUGUGAUAUGAGAUUGGAAUGAGAAUGAGAAUGAUGCAUGAAUUUGGAACUUAAAACUUUGGAUUUCGAGUAGUAUAUAUCAGUAUGGAUACUUGCACAGGUUGAGGUUGAGCAUCGGUUAGCGGUUGCUUGGAGGUUUUGAAGUGAUUUGUUGCAUGUGAGAGAGAAUGGCAAUUGAUACUUCAUUUCAUA